CAAGAUUCUUGUUCAUGCACAUGAUCAGAUCAGAGGGAGCUUUGGACAAUGAUUUAUGGUUUGGUCGACAUCAGAUCAGAUUGGACUCGGGAGCUUCUAUGAUCAGUCUUGCAGUUACCCAAGUCGGUUGCUGCUGCGCCUCCAUCCAUUUGUUAUCUCCUGGUCAAUGAGAGGCAACCGCCUUGGUCGUCAAGAAACCUCAGCGGCUGACCAAAUUCGACCGCCACCGCAACAACCUUCUCACUCCGAGAAGCAGGCUGCUACCAGAUGAUUGAGUGGAACUGCCAAGAAACGUCGCUUCGGUGCCCGGUAGCGGCCUUUAUAACCAGAUCAUGGUAUCCAGAGCUGCAACACACACUCCCAUGGAGAAGGAGCAGCAGCAGGAGGUGGCCAUCGUGGGCGCGGGGAUCGCAGGGCUCGCGACGGCGGUAGGGCUGAAGAGGGUGGGGCUGCCGAGCCUCGUGCUGGAGAAGUCCCCCGAGCUCCGCGCCGCCGGAGCUGCGUUAACGCUGUUCCCCAACGCCUGGCGCGCCCUCGAAGCCCUCGGCGUUGCCCACAAGCUCACCCCCUUGUACCAAGCCAUCGAAAGAUCGCGCGUCACAGACCUCUCAAGUGGAACUACAAGAGAGGUGCCCUUUAGCCGGACGAACAGGGGUGACACAGGAAUUAGAUCAGUGCACAGAAAAGCACUGUUAGAGGCGCUUGCCGAGGAACUGGAACCGGGCACCAUAAGGUUCUCCUCGAAGAUAACCUCCAUUGAUCAAGAAGGAUCAUCUCCACUCACAGCCCUGCAUUUAGAUGACGGGUCUGUCAUCAAAGCCAAGGUAGUGAUAGGCUGCGACGGUGUUCACUCGGUGGUGGCGCGGUGGCUGGGGCUGGCGGAGGCUAUUGAUUCAGGCCGGUCGGCCAUCCGAGGCCUCGCCGUGUUCCCUGAAGGGCAUGAGCUCAUCAAUAACGAGGCCCUGCAGUACCUUGGCGAUGGCAAGAGGGCUGGGUUGGUUCCUCUCAACAGCAAAGAGCUCUACUUCUUCAUCACCCAUACUUCCACCGCUGCAGAGAAAGAGAUGGCCGCAGAGGCCGAGCUGACCCUGAUUGAGGUAACAGAGAACCUAGCCAAGGACUUCCCUCCGGAGGUCCAGACGGCAGUGCGCCACUUGGACCCGGCCACCGUCAGCUGGGCUCCACUGCUGUUCCGGGCCCCGUGGAACAUCGUCCUGGGGCGGAUCCACAGGGGGUGCGUGGCGGUCUCGGGCGACGCCAUGCACCCGAUGACCCCCGAGAUCGGCCAGGGUGGUUGCGCCGCGCUCGAGGACGCCGUGGUCCUCGCCCGCAGCCUUGCCCGGGCUCGGUCUUCGGCCCAGCUCGCGGCGGGCGUCGAGGGCUACACGAGGGAGCGGCGGUGGCGCUCGGCGGGCGUGGUCGCCGCUGCCUACCUGUCCGGGUGGGUGCAGCAGGGAGGAAACGCCGGGGUGUGGCGAUGGGCGGCGAAGUGGUUCCGGCGCAGGAUCUAUUACAGGUUCAUUCAUCCGAGGAUCGUGGAGGCCAUCCGGGGAUACGAUUGCGGGGAUCUGCCGCCGGCGGAGUAGCCAAGCAUCUUGGGUUGAGCUGUUGCUCCUGAAGGCCCCUACAAGCAUUGAUAUUGUAACCGAGCGUGGAAUUUAGGACAUUUCUGUUGUACGCGAGCAUGGAAUUUAUCAGUAUCUUAUAUUACGAUUAUUGACAUGAUAAAUAUAUUUAUUGUGAUUUUGACAA
Messenger RNA from Musa acuminata AAA Group (dessert banana), 1752 nucleotides. RefSeq names its product monooxygenase 2. The coding region runs from base 333 to 1586 and encodes 417 amino acids. The record is from RefSeq and is a predicted model, not a curated record. Gene Ontology annotation, molecular function: FAD binding. The transcript is spliced from 5 exons. NCBI's taxonomy places the organism in Eukaryota, Viridiplantae, Streptophyta, Magnoliopsida, Zingiberales, Musaceae.